AUUAAAGGAGCACCGCUCGUCCUUUCUUCUCCUCCUUUCUUCUCCCUUUUCCGCCUCCGACUUCUCCUCCUUUCUCCUUCAUUUUUUCCCGUCCUCCGCUCCUUAAACGCGACCACCGCUCGUCCGGUCGAUUGCUGCCUCCAUCUCCGAAGAAUAGUCGCUGCUGCAAGGAGACGAAGUCGAAGACACACACGGACACAUAGCCUUGUUCGACGAAGAUGCAGUUGCGUUCGUCGACCUGCUUCUCCGUUUUUCUAAUCUACAGUCUGUGUCGCCAUCUCCAUCUGCCCUCCCCAUCUCGCCGGCGCAUCUGCCCUCCUAAUCUCACCGCCUCCUUGCUCGAUUUCUUCCCCAAGAAAGGGGCGGAGCACAUUGCCCCUGGUGGUGGUAGGGUAUGCAUUGUGCGUAGUGGCGGUGUUGGGAUUUUGGCGGUGGAUGUGGUCUCAUCUCUACCACGGUUGUGGGUUUUGGAUUCACCGGCGGGACAACAAGUGCUGGCACUUCAUAUUCUGCCUAGAAUGUGUCCGAAGGAGUUCCAAUCGCCGGUGGUGGUUUAG
Molecule: messenger RNA, 557 nt
Organism: Lactuca saligna
Lineage: Eukaryota; Viridiplantae; Streptophyta; Magnoliopsida; Asterales; Asteraceae
Source: the annotation of a GenBank genome assembly